CCCAUUUUGUAAAUUAAAAAUCGCUUUCGCCCGCUAUUAAUGAAGGCGAAAUGAUUCAAAUGGUUUUAUCGGUUUUGAGCGUUUAAAAUUAAAUUAAAAGUCCAUUUGUUCUAUAAAGUGGAAUCAAAAAUACUUGCUGCUGAGAUAUAACUUUCCGAAAAUAUGAAUCAGUUCAGUGUAACGGAUCCAUUAAAAUGAACGCGGGCUGGCGGCUGAAUGUGAUUCCAUUGUUUAUUUGGAUGAUCCUGAUGGGCAAUGUUCGGGCAAAGAUGGAUGCCUACUUCACCAAGAUGGAGUGCGUGAAUCAUAUGCCUCAACUAAUGAAAAAUGUCAGCUGUCAUUUGGAUGGCAACAGAACAUUCUCCGUGGAGCUUUCGUUGGCCCACACGGUAAAAGAUGUCAAUGGAACAUAUAUUUUGGGUGUAAAGCGUGGCUCAGCGGUAUCCAACUAUAUUACCAUGGAUAUCAAUUAUUGCGAGGCUCUCGAAGCAUUAUAUUCAAAUUAUCUGAUCAAAAUGAUUGCCGAAGAAUUACGACGCGCUGGAAAUUUCCCAAAUCAUUGCCCCUUCAAAAAGGAUACACCAUUCUAUAUCAAGGACUACACAAUCGAUACAAGGUUGAUACCAAGCUAUGUGCCCGAAAUUGACUUCAUAUCGGACUGCACUAUUAAAAUAUACAACAAGAAGGCGUUUCAAUUAAUCCUGUAUGGUCGCGUAGUUCGCCAAAAAUCGGGUCGUUGAAUACAGAUCAUAUUUACUUGCAAUAAAAUAAAU
This is a messenger RNA of Drosophila obscura, 773 nucleotides long. RefSeq lists its product as uncharacterized. Bases 195 to 740 code for a protein of 181 amino acids. The record is from RefSeq and is a predicted model, not a curated record. The transcript has 3 exons. NCBI's taxonomy places the organism in Eukaryota, Metazoa, Arthropoda, Insecta, Diptera, Drosophilidae.